Messenger RNA from Chrysoperla carnea, 944 nucleotides. Its product is annotated as outer dense fiber protein 3-like. Bases 102 to 905 code for a protein of 267 amino acids. Gene Ontology annotation, cellular component: cytoskeleton. The record is from RefSeq and is a predicted model, not a curated record. Lineage: Eukaryota; Metazoa; Arthropoda; Insecta; Neuroptera; Chrysopidae. The transcript has 4 exons.
CAUAUUCGAAGAAAAUCAUAGAUUUUUAUUAUUUCAUCAUUUUUUAUGGUUAUCGAAAAUUUCUAUUCAACAGAUUCGGUAUUUAUUAUCCAGUUAUAAUAAUGGGUGGAUUUACACAGCGUCAAUGGGUGCCAACAAAACGGCGAGGACCAAUUGCUGCGGAGAGUUCAUCACCAGGACCAGCAUUUAUUGCUUUACCAUCAUUAAUUGGCACAACAAGGCUUCCUAUAUCAAAACUUAAUCGAGCACCUGCAUUUUCAUUUGGUAAUCGUCAUUCAGAAAAAUACGAUACAACUGGACCUGGACCAUCAAAAUAUGAUGUGACUGGCUUAAGUGCAAAGGGAAAAGCAACGGCGCCAGCAUUAAGUAUUCAUUGUCGUAAUAAAGAAAAGAGCAGCUUUACAACACCAGCACCUGGUGAUUAUAUGCCAGAAAAUUCGGAAAAAAAAUUGGAUUCAUCACCAAAAUAUUCAAUUGGUUUACGACCAUCGAUAGGCAAACAUGGUAAUACUCCUGGGCCAAAUUUAUAUACAAUUCCAUCAACAAUUGGUAGAUGCAAGGAAGGAAAUAAACGGGCAGCUCCAUCUUAUACAAUAACUGGAAGAUAUAAAGAUGUAACCGAUGAACGGGUGAAGAAUCCUAACCCAACUAAAUAUUCUCCCAAAGAUAAUUUUGUAAAACAACGUGCUCCUGCAUUUACAAUGAGUAAACGUUAUGAACUACCUAAAGAUAUAUCAAGAAAACCUGGGCCUGGUGACUAUGCUCCAGAAAACGUUUACCUCAAUAAACCCUACUAUCCAGAUUUUUCCUUUGGUAUUCGCCAUUCUAAUCACAGAGCCAUUUUCCCAUUUCAUCCUGUCCCAGAAAGCGUUGAAUGUUGUGAUGGGUUAUCCUUCAGUGCAUAGUUCUGGAAUAAAACACUCACCACACUCGUAGAAUUCACC